This is a messenger RNA of Fusarium graminearum PH-1, 1982 nucleotides long. RefSeq lists its product as uncharacterized. Gene Ontology annotation, cellular component: U4/U6 x U5 tri-snRNP complex. The record is from RefSeq and is a predicted model, not a curated record. The transcript is spliced from 2 exons. Lineage: Eukaryota; Fungi; Ascomycota; Sordariomycetes; Hypocreales; Nectriaceae. Bases 182 to 1639 code for a protein of 485 amino acids. Gene Ontology annotation, biological process: mRNA splicing, via spliceosome.
CUUUGAGAGCACAUCUUACGUGCAUCAACAAGCUAGCGCAACGUGACCUUCAAGUAUAGCACCGACCAGCAGAAACCCAGACUGAUCACCAACGUCAAUACGGACCUGAACAGAGCCUCGUCACCCCUUUCAAGGUCAGCGAACAGCUAGGCAGCUGUUUGGCCACCUCGCCAAACUGUAAAUGGAUCGCAAGAGUCAGUCUCCUGGCCUCGGCCCUCGUCAUGAUACCUCGUCAAGAGUGCAGAAGCCCGACUCUGCUGCAGACAGGAUGGCUGCACUGAAAGCGCGUGUUGCUGCAGCUAUUGGUACGAGUAAAGCAAAGGGUGGCUUAAACGUUGGACUUCACCCUGCCUUGGAAGACUUGGGAUCACAUAAACCAUCAAACAAAUCGAAGGAAUCAACGCCAGCACCCUCAGGCGCAAGAUCAGAUAAGCCUCGGUCGCAAGAUGCGUUGAGAUCAGCUUCUGUCAACAGGGAAAGCGGAGAAAACCCGUAUUUCGAUCAAAGUUCCUCAGCACAACCAGGUGGAGGAAAAGCGCGCCAGUCUCGAUCACUCGUGUUUAAUCAGAAAGGAAAAUACAUCGCCCAAGCCAAUGCUUUACGUCGACAGGCCGCCCUGGAGGCGAUGAAGAAACGAAUCGCAGAGCAAACUCGAAAGGCUGGCAUCGAUGACGACCUAGACGUGGAAAGAAAAUUUGUAGUAGAAGCACCCCCUGAAAUCGAGUGGUGGGAUGAAGGACUUGUCGAAGGCGGGAGCUACGAUGUGCUCGAUGAUCCCUCCAAGCUCAAAUUCACGACACCCGAUACUAUUAUUACCGAAUACAUACAGCACCCUGUUGCUCUUGAGCCGCCUCAAGAUGGACAUGUUCCAGCUGCUAAGCCAAUGUUCCUAGUAAAGAAGGAACGGCAAAAGCUACGACGACAACGCAGAAUGGCUGAGCUGAAGGAGACGCAAGCCAAGAUUCGCCUGGGACUGGUGCCAGCACCUCCUCCCAAGGUCAAGAAGGGCAACCUGAUGCGAGUCCUCGGUGACGUCGCUGUGAAGGAUCCUACCGCCGUCGAAGCACGUGUAAAUCGUGAAAUUGCCGAACGCCACCAAAAGCACGUCGAAUCAAAUGAGGAACGGAAGCUCACCAAGGAUGAAAAACACGAAAAAUUGGCAGCAAACCAACAAAAAGACGCCGAAAAGGGAAUUCACAUGCUCGUUUUCAAAAUCGGGAGCCUGGCGAACGGACAACAUCGGUACAAGAUCGGCAUCAACGCUGAUCAACUGGCCCUCACAGGUACAUGCAUCAUGCACCCCAAGUUCAACCUGGUUAUCGUUGAGGGAGGCGAAUGGGGUAUCAAGAAGUUCAAGAAGCUCAUGCUUAACCGAAUCGACUGGACCGAGAAUUCGCCGUCAAGAGACCGAGACGGAAAGCAAGGCGCAACACGCGACUGGCUUCUCGCUGAAAAGGACACCGGCGAGCUCAAGGAUAUGUCAACGAACGAAUGCAAGCUCAUCUUUGAAGGUGAAGAGAAGGCUCGGGCAUUCAGGAAGUGGGGCAGUAAGGUCUGCGAGACAGACUCGGAAGCGAGAGAUGCCCUGGCUCGAACAAAGAUGGAUAACUUCUGGCAACUCGCUAAAGGUUUCGCUUAAAGCAAAUCAUACUGUAUAAUUAAGACCAGGGGAAGGACAAACCCAUGUGGCUGCGCUUAACAUACUAGGCGGCAAACAUCUGAUACGCUUCGAGCCGACAACCGUUGCAGGACAGAAGCCCCGUCGCGAUUGUGUUCCAUGUUGUCUAAAUAUCAACGGCAGAUAUCAUGAUCUUCCCCUCCAUGUUGGCGCUUCUCGGCGGAGACGGAAGCCUUUGCCGGUUUCAAGAACCAACCUGCGUCCUGUUUGCCAACUGAGGCAGGGCCAUAAUAAUCGGACCAUGUUGUUUGCAAAAAACGGAACGUCGAUCAGGCUUCACUUACUCUGAUGGGAAGAGGCAAAA